This is a messenger RNA of Ixodes scapularis (black-legged tick), 4341 nucleotides long. Its product is annotated as mitochondrial dimethyladenosine transferase 1. The record is from RefSeq and is a predicted model, not a curated record. NCBI's taxonomy places the organism in Eukaryota, Metazoa, Arthropoda, Arachnida, Ixodida, Ixodidae. Gene Ontology annotation, cellular component: mitochondrial matrix. Bases 169 to 1146 code for a protein of 325 amino acids. The transcript is spliced from 5 exons. Gene Ontology annotation, molecular function: mitochondrial transcription factor activity; rRNA (adenine-N6,N6-)-dimethyltransferase activity. Gene Ontology annotation, biological process: rRNA methylation; transcription initiation at mitochondrial promoter.
GCAAGAUGGCGGCGUCCAUGCUGCUGGUGUUCCCCAACUCGUUGCUCCGACGACUGCAGCUCUUCACGGUCUUUCGUGCUUGAUCUUUUCGAUUCAUCGUCCGGCUUGGUCGUCCUGCUGCGGCAGCCGCUCCCAAACCGCCGUGCUGAAUCGUGGUGCAAAAGCAGGAUGGCGGCGGCUCGGGAAGCGGCCCUGCGGCUGCCGCCGCUGCCGACGGUGCGCGACCUGCUCCGCAUGUACCGUAUCCGCGCCAUGCGUCAACUGUCCCAGAACUUCCUCAUGGACCCCAAGUUGACGCGGAGGCUGGUCAAGGCGGCGGGCAAGAUCAGGGACCACCACGUGAUCGAAGUGGGGCCCGGACCCGGAUGCCUGACCAGGCCGCUGCUCGAGCUCGGGGCUCGCCAGGUGGUCGUCAUCGAGAAGGACCCGAGGUUUUUGCCGUCGCUCCAGUUGCUGGCAGAGGCUGCAGACAACCGGCUCAAGAUCAUCAUGGGGGACGUCUUCAACUACAGCAUGGAGGACCUGAUCCCUCAGGAGCUGGGCGUGCCGUGGGAGGGCCCCCCGCCCCCCGUUCACGUGCUGGGCAACCUGCCCUUCAGCGUGUCCACCCCGCUGCUGGUGCGGUGGCUGCGCAUGGCGUCCCAGCGGAAAGGCCCCUUCCUGCACGGGCGGGUGCCCCUCACCCUCACCUUCCAGAAGGAGGUGGCCGAGCGCAUCGUGGCCCCCGUCAUGCACGUCCAGCGCUGCCGCCUGUCCGUCAUGUGCCAGGCCUACUGCAGCGUCCAGCACCAGCUCACCCUCUCCGGCGGUUCAUUCUUCCCCAAGCCGGACGUGGACGUGGGCGUGGUGCGGCUGGUGCCCCUGGUGGAACCGGUCAUCCAGCAGCCCUUCGACCUGGUCGAGAAGGUCUGCAACUGCCUCUUCAACGGGCGCCAGAAGUACCUCAGCAACGGCCUCAAGAACCUGUUCCCCAGCGGCCAUCUGGACCUCGCAAAGGACCUGGUCAAGCUGGUCGAGAUUGAUCCGCAGACCAGGGUGGUGCAGUUGACGGUGGAAGAAGUGGGACGCAUCUGCCAGGUGUACGAACAUUUCUGCCUGGAGGACGCCAAGCUGUACGAGUACAACUUCCGCCUGGGCAGGUGGUAGGAAUAAAUGCCCGGGAGCUGGAUGUCUGCCCGUGCUGUACAAUCUGCAGUCACCAUCAGGUUUGACUCGCUGCUCGUGACUAGUUUAUAAUAUAAAUUUUUCACUCGGUGGUACAUACAGUGGUGUGAUUGCUGCGCCAGUUGCGCCAAACUGUGCCAAGAGGCUAACCCUGCUACAUCCUUUUUCGUUUGACUGAAAUAGUGAUAAUGUGUGGCAAGCCUGCACCAAACGCUCGUGUGCAUCGCCUUCUGAAACCGAAACUGCCGUAAUAUUACGAGACAUCAUCCAUCCCCUUGCCGCCUGAAAUUCGUAAAAGGGGAGGGGUGGGCUGUGUCUCGAUUCAAGCCCCUUUAUACUGAAAGUAGCGCCAAGCCCGAUUUCGCUCGAGAAUCUCUUGCUCUUUCCUCCUCUCCGCGAGUCUUUCUCUGUUUCAUUCCGAUGCUAUAGAGUAAGCUCUCACUUGAACGAACUUCAAUGGACCCAAGGAAAUAGUUCAUUUAACUGAAAGUUCACUAAACUGAAUAUAUUCGCUAAAGUAUGGAAGAGCAUAGGGCACAGCGUAGAUCCAGUCAAAAGUGUGAAAUACAAUUUAUGGGGUCAUGUACAUCGAUACAGUAAACUUUCGUUAAUUCGACCUCGAUGGGACCUUGAAAUUGGGUCGAAUUAUCCGAAUGAUGGAAUUAAAAAAAAUGAAAGCCGUUUACAACUCCCUGUAAUGCCGAAUUAGAGCGCAGCUCUCGAGGAGGAGGGAUGGGUACUAAAGGGGGGGGUCCACGUGACCUUGACAAUGACGAUCCGAUGACGUCAUCAGUAUGAUGACGUCAUCAAUGAUGAUGACGAUGACGAUGCGGAUGCCAAUGACGUCAUCAGUGAUGAUGACGACGAUGCGGAUGCCGAUGACAUCACCAUGUUGCAUGCAACCUGGACUGCAUGCAACAGGUUGCAUACAACUUGUUGUACGACAGUUGCAUGCAACGAGUUGCAUGCAACCCGUUGCACGCAACUUCUGAAGGAAUUUGAGGUUCUCCCGAGGUCCUCCCAGAGAAACCCGAGGUCUUCCCGAAGAAACCCGAAAUCCUCCCGAGGUCCUCCCGAAGGACCUCGGGUUCCUUCGGGACGACCUCGAGUUCUUUCGGGAGGACCUCGGGUCCCUUAGGAAAAAUUUACUCAUAAUGCAUCGCGCAGUUACGCCGACGGCGACGCCGCUCAAGCCGGGAACGGGCGCCUAAGAGCUGCGCUCUAAAAGCACAGAAAAGCGGUUAAAAUUAAACUUCCUUUUAUUGUCCAAAGUACUCACGGAUGAUCUGCUGCCGUCUGCACUUAAAACUCGCGCCCAAAAGCAUGCUCCGGAGCAGCGUAACUAAACGUCACAACCCAAAAAAACCGCGUUUUAAAAAGACAAAAAAAAGUAAGUUUUACAAGCCUAUUUUGGCACCAAACAACAAAACAGUCAAAAAAAAAAAAAAAAAAAAAUUUGCGCUUUUUGGCACGCAAGAGGGACCGCACACAAUGCUACAGAAAAGCGCUUUGAGAGUGUGCGCUGUCUCCGCGCUUGACAACGUGCUAUGUUCUCCGCGCGUCCUCCACGCGAGAUGGGUUGCGCUGGCUCGUGUCAUUCGCUACGGUCCAUCUCAACGGCGUAGAGGAGCAGGCGCUCAUUUGCGCACGUUCGGCUUUGCAGCAAAGGGCCCGUGUUUCGCCGUAGGUUGCUGGUUUUUCUGCCGUGGUGCCAUGCAAUGUGAGCCCAUGCGCAUUCGCUCGGGACGAAUGAUCCGAUGUGGAGUCUUCCCGAGUUCGAACUAUGGAACUUUUCUCCCCAUAGAAAUGUAUGGGCACUUGUCGGGACUUUUGAACACGAUCAAAUUAGACGAAAGUCGGAAUUAACCGAGGUCAAACUAACGAAAGUUUACUGUAUAUCCAAAGUGCAUAACAGUUACGUUGCUGCCUCCUCAUUUUGAAAAAAAUAAUCUGUAAUUUUCAUUUGCACCGGCACUCUUAAAGCCCAUGAAGUAAGAAAGCUGUCCAGAGAGUAUGUUUUUUUGCACUCCUUCUGGCACAGCUUGUUGCUGUGACGAAGCCAUGCCGCGACGGCAUCGUCCUCUGGCUCGAAAUAUCCCAUGCUGAGUCGUUUCCCGUUGGGAUUGAAUGCAGUUUCUCUUUCAAGCUUUGAAUUCUGCUUCACUAUCGUUGAUAAUGUUGACGGUGAAAUCCCAUAUUCCUUCGCAACGUCCACUUGCCUUUGACCGUUAUCCAGAUGCUGAAGGAUUUUGAGCUUGUCUGAUAGAGACCACCGCUUCCGUUUCGUCUUACUCAUUACGAAAGUGGGCGCACAAACUGCCGUCUUGCCUUUGUUACCCAAAACUAAGAUGGCCGAACGGAACCCAUUACAAAGAAAACACAGACACACUGCGUGGUUGUCUACCGCACCGCCGCUUUGCCUCGGCGGAGCUGUAAAUGCCAGCGUUGAUACGCCGCCGCUGCAGAGGCGGUGGAGCAACGGGCAUCGGCAACGCCAGCACUGCAGAGCACAAAACUUUGUUGGAUUGUAAAAAUAAUCCUGGGUCCGCAGAUCUAAUUCGUUGAACUGAAAUAUUCGCUAUUUCGAAAUUCAUUUAACUGAAACAUUUUCAGUUGACAGAAAACCAUCGGGGAUUUUUUUAAAAGUUUGUUAUUCUGAAAUAAUCGUUAAACUGACGCUUGCUGAAGUGAGAGUUUACUGUAUACUGUUUCACCUUAUGCUGUACUGCAGGAAAGGUUACGAGUGCAAGCUCCUUGCUCUAGGGUUGGCGGCACAAGCUCUCUUGGAUUAAGGCCAGCUGCCAACGCUAUGAGCUCGCACUUCUAGCCUUUGCUGUGGUGCAACAUAAGGUGAAACGGAGUAUAGCGCCUCCUAAGCUGCCCCUCCACCAAGUGUCGUGACAGGUGACUGCUGGCAAACCUUUGCUGGAUCGGUGUUUUCUGAGUGAUUUCGACUCGCAGCUUUCGUGUUUUCCUUUGGAUACCAGUUGCCGGUGUACUGACAUCUUGGCUACUGGGUAUAUAUGUCUUUCCAUUGCUUCACGUCUGGAGCAGGUGUGAAGCAAUGGCAUUUUGUCCAGCCUUCGGCUGCACGUCUGCUCGGAUUGUUCAGUUGGAUAUCAAUUGCAAACUUCCGCUUUAUAAACAUUCAUACAAUAAAAUGAACUGUGACACAGA